GAAAGAAGAAACCUCUUAGCAAAUUUUUAUUUUUAUUUAAAAAAAAAUUCUCGCUUUCUCAAAUCUGUGUCCUCGUAUAAACUCACGUAAACUGAAACCAAGAGAUCGUAGCUUUCCCUUUCAAUGGUGAUGGAGGAUAACCAGAGCUGCGGAAGCAGAGCGCAGGAGCUGGCCUCGCCGUUGCAGAGCCGGCAGCACCGCCAGAAACUCGAGGUUUACAAUGAGGUGCUGCGCCGCCUCAAGAAUUCCAACGAUGAAGAGGCCAAUCGCUCCGGCUUCGACGACGAGCUCUGGAAUCACUUCAAUCGUCUUCCUACUAGAUAUGCAUUGGAUGUGAAUGUAGAGAGGGCAGAAGAUGUUCUAAUGCACAAGAGAUUACUCUAUUUGGCUCAUGAUCCUGCCAAUAGGCCUGCAAUUGAAGUCCGUCUAGUGCAGCUUCAGUCCAUUACUGAUGGGAUUUUAGCUGAUUCCAAUCUUUUAGACUUUGUGAGUGAAGUAGUUCCCCAGCGUCCUCUAGAAUCGUCUAACAGAAAGAGCAUACACCCACCACCUGCCUUUGGCUCAUCACCUAAUCUUGAAGCCCUUGCACUAGAUGCAAAUAAAUUUGACAAUGAAGAUGGGGAUAGUUCUGUACAUGCCAAUACAAUGUUCACAAGGCCCAUGCAUGAAAUUACAUUUUCAACAGACGACAAACCAAAACUUCUUAGUCAGUUGACUGCAUUACUUGCUGAGAUUGGGCUGAACAUCCAGGAAGCACAUGCCUUUUCCACAGUUGAUGGCUACUCCUUAGAUGUUUUUGUUGUUGACGGUUGGCCAUAUGAGGAAACUGAGCAGCUUAGAAUUGCUUUAGACAAGGAAGUUUUAAAAAUCGAGAAGCAAUCUUGGCCAAAGCAACAUUCAUUAUCUCCUAAUUGUAAUGAGAGGAUGGAGAUCCAACUUAAUCCUAAUCAUGUGGCAAUACCUAAUGAUGGGACAGAUGUCUGGGAAAUUGAUCCUGAACACCUGAAGUUUGAGAAAAAAGUUGCAUCUGGAUCAUAUGGAGAUCUGUAUAAAGGAACUUAUUGUAGUCAGGAUGUGGCUAUUAAGGUCCUCAAGCCUGAGCGCGUAAGUUCUGAAAUGGAGAAAGAGUUUGCCCAGGAAGUCUUCAUCAUGAGGAAAGUUCGACAUAAGAAUGUGGUACAAUUUAUUGGUGCAUGUACCAAGCCCCCCAGUUUGUGCAUUAUAACAGAAUAUAUGUUUGGUGGGAGUGUAUAUGACUACCUACAUAAACAUAGGGGUGUGUUUAAGCUUCCAUCCCUACUUAAAGUUGCAAUAGAUGUUUCCAAAGGAAUGAACUACUUGCACCAAAAUAAUAUAAUUCAUAGGGAUUUGAAAGCUGCAAACCUUCUGAUGGGUGAAAAUGAAGUUGUCAAGGUUGCUGAUUUUGGGGUUGCUAGAGUGAAGGCUCAAUCUGGAGUUAUGACAGCUGAAACUGGGACAUAUAGGUGGAUGGCUCCUGAGGUCAUAGAACACAAGCCAUACGAUCAUAAGGCGGACAUAUUCAGUUUUGGAAUUUUGUUAUGGGAACUUCUAACUGGAAAGCUUCCAUAUGAGUUCUUGACCCCAUUACAAGCAGCUGUUGGAGUGGUUCAAAAGGGUCUACGGCCCACAAUUCCCAAGAACACCAAUCCAAAGCUUGCUGAACUGCUUGAGAGAUGCUGGCGACAAGACCCAACGUUAAGACCUGAUUUUUCUGAAAUCAUAGAGAUCUUGCGGCAAAUUGCCAAGGAGGUAGGAGAAGAAGGUGAGGAUCGGCGUAAAGAUAAAACAUCUGGAUUUUUCUCUGUGCUUAGAAGAGGCCACCAUUAAAGUAGUAGGAUUUAUCCAUCCAGUCGUCUUUAUUUAAAACCUAAGUGUGGCCAAUAUUUUCACCAGCAAUGUACAGUAAAAAAUUAUCAGGGCUUUAAAUUUUUUCUAUUUUGUUUCUUGUCACAAUUCACCAUCAAGUCUCCAUUUGUCAAUCACUCCUUUUCGCUUUGUUAUAUCAAUGUGGUAAGGGGAUGUACCAAAAAAAACAAAAAUAUCAAUGUAGGUGUGGAUAAGAUUUAGAGCUUGGCGCUUUUUGCACGG
Rubroshorea leprosula is the source of this 2109-nucleotide messenger RNA. Lineage: Eukaryota; Viridiplantae; Streptophyta; Magnoliopsida; Malvales; Dipterocarpaceae. The record is from the annotation of a GenBank genome assembly.